Molecule: messenger RNA, 1136 nt
Organism: Parus major (Great Tit)
Lineage: Eukaryota; Metazoa; Chordata; Aves; Passeriformes; Paridae
Product: G-protein coupled receptor 12-like
Exons: 1
Biological process (GO): G protein-coupled receptor signaling pathway
Cellular component (GO): membrane
Molecular function (GO): G protein-coupled receptor activity
Source: RefSeq, a predicted model, not a curated record
CCCUCGGCGGCGGCGGCCGGGCCGGGCACGGCGGCUCCGGGCGGCGGGGCCGCCGCCGCGGGCUCCGUGAGCCCCUGGGACAUCGCGCUGUGCGCCACGGGCACGGCGGUGGCGGGGGAGAACGCGCUGGUGCUGGCCGUGCUGUUCUACACGCCGAGCCUGCGGGCUCCCAUGUUCCUGCUGAUCGGCAGCCUGGCGCUGGCCGACCUGCUGGCCGGGCUGGGGCUGGUGGCCAACUUCGCCGUGCGCUACCUGCUGCGGCCGCCCAGCGAGGCGGCGGAGCUGGCGGCGGCGGGGCUGCUGCUGGCCGCCUUCUCCGCCUCCGUCUGCAGCCUCCUGGCCAUCACCGUGGACCGCUACCUGUCGCUGUACAACGCGCUCACCUACCACAGCGAGCGCACGCUGGGCUUCACCUGCGCCAUGGUGCUGCUGAUGUGGCUGCUGUGCCUGGGCGUGGGGCUGCUGCCCCUCCUGGGCUGGAACUGCCUGCGGGACCAGAGCUCCUGCAGCAUCCUGCGGCCCGUCACCAAGGACAACGCGGCCGUGCUGGCCGUCACCUUCCUGCUCCUCUUCGCCCUCAUGAUGCAGCUCUACCUGCAGAUCUGCAAGAUCGCCUUCCGGCACGCCCAGCAGAUCGCCGUGCAGCACCAGUUCAUCGCCACGGCUCAGGCCACCUCCACCCGCAAAGGGCUCUCCACGCUGUCGCUCAUCCUCGGCACCUUCGCCCUGUGCUGGAUCCCGUUCGCCAUCUAUUCCCUGGUGGCCGAUUCCAGCUACCCCGCGGUCUACACCUACUCGCUGGCGCUGCCCGCCACCUGCAACUCGCUCAUCAACCCCAUCAUUUACGCCUUCAGAAACCCAGACAUCCAGAAAUCGCUCUGGCUGGCCUGCUGCGGGUGCAUCCCUUCCACGUUCUCCUCCAGACCAAGGACAUCCAGCGACGUGUGAGGACUGAGCGUGGAGCCAGAGGUGCUCCCUGGCUCUCCUCCUCCUGCUCUUUUUCCCCUCUGUCGUUAUUGUUUCCCACCGGGAGGAGCCCCCCGCCCGGCCAGCACAUCUCGUUCCAUGGAAAGAUGGCCAAAAAGAGAGAGAGGAAAAAAAAAAAAAAAAGAAAAAGGGAAAAAGAAAGAGAGAGA